AUGCGUAACGCCGCGGUGUCCUUCCUCGUCGACCCGCAGUAUGUUUGCUUCGUCAUUGUAGCUGCGUCACCGCCUCUCUGUUGGAAACCUCACCGACUGUCUCCAACUUCAGGAGGGAAACACCGGAAUUAUGACAUCAAACUAAAGGUGAAGGACGCGACUUGUGUUCGCACAGAGGCGAGUGCGGUGAGCGAGGCAGACACUGAGGGUAAGCAGAAGGCCAGCGGUGCUGAGCCCGAACCCGAACCUGAAAACAAACAGAAGCCAGAGGCGGCAGCGUCUGAACCGGAAAAGGAAAAGUCGAGCAAGAAGGCCCAGGAGCAGGCCUCGGAGCCUGGGCCUGCCAAUACAGCUUCUUCCCCUGAGGAGGAGCAGCUGAAGCCUCGUACCAGGACCUCCGCUGGAAAAGGCCUGUCUCGGCUCUUCUCCUCUUUCCUCAAACGGCGCUCACAAUGCUCAGAGGGAGAGGGGUUUGAGGCCGAGAAAGCCAAGGAGGAAAAAGCAGACAAGGAAGAAAAAGCUGACAAGGCAGAAGAGGAGAAGGUAAAAGAAGCUAAAAGUGAGGUAAAGGAGGCGAAAAUAGAGGAGGAGAAGGCAGAGCCAAAAGAAGUGACAAAGAAAGAGGAAAAGGUCGAAGAAAAAGAAGAAAAGAAAGAGGAGGAAAAAGUUGAGAAGAAAAGCAGCAAGAAAAAAAAAGAAAGAAGCUAAGAAGAAAGCAGAAGAAAAGG
Molecule: messenger RNA, 728 nt
Organism: Sphaeramia orbicularis (orbiculate cardinalfish)
Lineage: Eukaryota; Metazoa; Chordata; Actinopteri; Kurtiformes; Apogonidae
Product: neurofilament medium polypeptide-like
Exons: 3
Coding region: 1-708 (235 amino acids)
Source: RefSeq, a predicted model, not a curated record